AGGGUGACAUUGCCAACACCCCUAGACCUCCACGAGGUGUUCACUCCCGACAUCAGGGUUUGGUGCUGAAGUGGGAUUGCCAAGUGUCCUUUCACGGGAUGAAUUCUGGAAACCACAGUUCUGCUCUGUUCCCCUGAGUGCUUCCUGAUUAAGAGUUCACUCCUGAUCUGAUUGCCCACUGGGUUCUGCUGCCACGGACUGCUUCACAUCGGAUUCUGGGAGACCCCCCACUGCAAAUUCUCUCUCCUUCCUCCCCAUAUUUCAGGUGGGAUCCACGCCUUCUGAGCUUCUUGCUGGUGUACCGUCAUCGCUCGCCAUGAGGCUGAUGCCAGGGAGCAACUCCUCCACCCUGUGCCUCCUGGGAGUUCUGUUCUUGCUCCCGGGCCCCGCCAACCUCCUGGGUUGCAAUUCCCCGCCCCAGAUCGCACAUGGACACUACAAGGAUGUUAGUGGACUCCUGUCCAUCAGCACCGUGGUGCAGUAUGAAUGCAAGGAAGGCUAUGUGCUCGUCGGAGCAGCCAUGGUGUCCUGCAGGUUCUCAUACUGGUCAUCUUCAGCGCCUCAGUGUAAAGCUCUGUGUGCAAAACCAAAGAUACUCAAUGGAAAGCUGUCUGUGGAGAAGGAUCAGUAUAUCAACCCUGAAACCAUUACUGUCCUGUGUGACCCUGGCUAUCGGAUGAUCGGAUCACAGAAAAUCUCCUGCUCAGAGAAUAAAUCUUGGAGCCCUGCUGUGCCCAAGUGUAAACAGGACAUCCCUGAAGAUCGUGAUUUAGUCCUGGCAGGCAGGAAGCUCUUCCAGUGUCUUCCAAACCCCGGGGACUCCAAAGUGGCCCUGGAGUUACAGAAGCUUUCUCUGCAGAUUGAAAAGCUGAAGCAGGAUAGAGACAAGGCAAAACUCAUUUAACAUGCCUUCCCAUAAGAAGAUGGAGGAAAGAUGCUUUUCUGUACCAUUCUAGAAAGAAAAAUAUCAGUUUAUCAACUCUCUACCUAAGCCUCAUCAUUUAUUGCAAUAAAUCCUUGGGCAAAAUUUGCUGAUGGACAUAGUGAUCCUGGAAUAUGGAAUUAUUAAUAAUUUACUCUGUUAUCUCCCUGCUUAAGAUUAGGCAUUUCUGGAUUUGCUGAGCUCGCUGAAAUAACUACCUACCUUUAAGUUUCC
This is a messenger RNA of Perognathus longimembris pacificus (Pacific pocket mouse), 1156 nucleotides long. Its product is annotated as apolipoprotein R-like. The coding region runs from base 317 to 904 and encodes 195 amino acids. Lineage: Eukaryota; Metazoa; Chordata; Mammalia; Rodentia; Heteromyidae. The transcript is spliced from 4 exons. The record is from RefSeq and is a predicted model, not a curated record.